This is a messenger RNA of Lobosporangium transversale, 1118 nucleotides long. Its product is annotated as kinase-like domain-containing protein. Bases 130 to 1086 code for a protein of 318 amino acids. The transcript is spliced from 7 exons. Gene Ontology annotation, cellular component: nucleus; cyclin-dependent protein kinase holoenzyme complex; cytoplasm. Gene Ontology annotation, molecular function: cyclin-dependent protein serine/threonine kinase activity; cyclin binding; ATP binding. Lineage: Eukaryota; Fungi; Mortierellomycota; Mortierellomycetes; Mortierellales; Mortierellaceae. Gene Ontology annotation, biological process: signal transduction; regulation of G2/M transition of mitotic cell cycle; regulation of gene expression. The record is from RefSeq and is a predicted model, not a curated record.
CUCUUUUGUAACAGUGCAACAGCUCCUUUUCUACUCGCUCUUCUACUUCGCCCGUAAUAUUAUCUCCUUUCGGCCUUCUGUCAACGCCUUCCCACCCUUCAGACCAACUCAAACCAUAUCUUUUGAACUAUGCAUACUGAGACACCGGGUCUUAUUAAAUACCAAAAAAUAGAAAAGAUUGGCGAAGGAACAUACGGCAUUGUUUACAAAGCAACUCAUAAGGAGACAGGGGUAGUAGUGGCGUUAAAGAAGAUUCGUUUAGAGAAUGAGGACGAAGGUGUCCCUAGCACAGCCAUUAGGGAGAUUUCACUACUAAAGGAACUUCGGCAUGUCAAUGUAGUUCAAUUGCUUGAUAUCAUUCAUGAAGAAUCAAAGUUGUAUUUGGUAUUUGAGUUUCUGGACUUGGAUCUGAAAAAGUAUAUGGACACACGUCCCGGUACCACCUCCACAGGUCUGCCUAUAGAUCAAGUCAAGGACUUCCUUUAUCAACUACUACAAGGGAUUGAGUUCUGUCAUGCAAGACGCAUUUUACAUAGGGAUCUCAAGCCUCAGAACCUGCUUCUUGAUGAGACGAGGACACUUAAACUAGCGGAUUUUGGGCUGGCGCGUGCUUUUGGUAUCCCAUUGAGGACGUAUACCCAUGAGGUCGUGACGCUAUGGUAUCGUGCCCCAGAAAUAUUGAUGGGAUCAAGACAUUAUUCAACCGCGGUCGAUAUGUGGAGUGUAGGAUGUAUCUUUGCAGAAAUGAUCACGAAAAGACCACUUUUUCCAGGCGAUUCUGAAAUUGAUGAGCUGUUUAAAAUAUUCAAGUUACGAGGAACGCCCACGCCGGAGAUCUGGCCAGGCUGCGAAAAAUUAAAAAACUACAAAACACAGUUUCCAAACUGGGAUCGUCAAGCUCUUCAGACUGUAGUACCAGACUUGGAUCAAGAGGGGAUCGAUUUGCUAGAUCAGAUGAUCGAAUACGAUCCAUCAAAAAGGAUCUCUGCAAAACGAGCUCUGCUUCACCCAUUUUUUGAUGACAUAAGGAGGUCCCGCGUCGGAGAUGCACAGCUUGGUUCUCGAAUGAAUAUGAGACAGCAUUAAUUUAUGGAGCGAAUAGAGGGAUGAAUUCAGGG